AUGCAGCGCUUCUUCUUCCCCCGAAGCAAGUCUCAGUCUCACCGCAGGUCCUCGUCUCAAGGCCAGACCGCUAGCAGCAACACACAAAACAUAUUUUGCAGCGCAGGAUAUCCCCAUCGAUGUGGCCAACAAAACUGUGGUCAUAGCAGCAGCAGUAGGAGCCGUCGGCAUUCUUUGAGCUCCGGCCCUUCCUAUGUCACCUUCAACGAGCUUCUCGACGAGGUCAAGCAGACCAGCCCGUUCAUCACGCGGCCCUCGGUCGACUUGCCUCCAGGGCCGGGGCCCCUCUCUGGCGACAGACCUGGCCCGAUACCGCUUGACACCAGCAUUCAGAUGACCGUAAUUGACGAUACAGUUACCGAAGGCCGCGCCCUCUUCUACAUUAUGACGUGUUCGCUGGACGAUCUGGACCGCGUUCUUUACUCCUUAUGCCCCAGUGACAAGACCAUCAAGUUCAGCACUAUCGGCGUCCCCUCCAUUAACCUGUGCUCAACUAAGGCUCUUGACGACUUUGUGCGUCAUGGAUAUUCUGUCACGCUCGAGAUUUGCUGGAAAACCCCAUUCUCCUAUCGAUAUCACUGA
Molecule: messenger RNA, 582 nt
Organism: Pyricularia grisea
Lineage: Eukaryota; Fungi; Ascomycota; Sordariomycetes; Magnaporthales; Pyriculariaceae
Exons: 1
Coding region: 1-582 (193 amino acids)
Source: RefSeq, a predicted model, not a curated record